AGCAGGAAAGUGGGGACCGACUCCAUAAUAAUGCCCAUGAUUUUGGAAUGAGAUGUUUGACGAGCAGGUGUCCACAUACUUUUGGUCAUGUAGUGUAUGUCAUAACUGCUGAUAACAUGUCAUUAUAUGGUCACUGUCAUGACCCUUAUUUACACCGGUUGUGACCUAUACUGCAUUAUGUAAUGGCCGGUUAUGACACUUACAUAACAGUUUUCAAAACACACAUUUUUUUCAAAUGAGUUUUUUUCCCUGCAAAGAAGUUUCCUUUCGUUUUGAAAGUUUGUUUCAUAAAUCCUUUGUGUCUGUUUUUUUCUUCAUAUUUUAAAUAACUUGUAGAAAAGACACUUUGGCCAUCCUGUGUCACUUUACUUAGACUAAGAAAAUACACAUUAUGACCAUCAUAAUUAUUUAAGCCAGAUAGAAGGGCAUGUAUGUGAUAGGCCUAUCAAUCAUCAGUCAAAAAGAGGGUGUCUUUUCCUGAUCCUGAAAUCUGCUCCUACAUUCAUCCCAGUCAUCAGCAACAGAGCAAUGGUGUAGGUGCAUGUCUGACAUCAAUUGCAAUGAUAAUUCAAUAUUGUACAUUUUCAGGAACUGUUAUAUAACAUAGCCUACUUGUCAACAGUAUGUUUAUGAUGGUGUAAUGGAAUGUUUUACCUUGUUUUGUGGGUUUUGACACUCAUGUAGGUGUCAAAACCAGCCAUAAAAUAACGCAAUACAUGUCACAACAAGUCUAACUAUUUCAUGACAGUGUUAUGACCAUAAUAUAACAGGUUAUGUCAGCUGUUAUCAGGUGUCAUAAGGUGCUAUGGCCGUGUCAGAAGGUGCUAUGGCCGUGUCAGAAGGUGUUAUGGCCGUGUCAGAAGGUGCUAUGGCCGUGUCAGAAGGUGCUAUGGCCGUGUCAGAAGGUGUAAUGGCCGUGUCAGAAGGUGUUAUGGCCGUGUCAGAAGGUGCUAUGGCCGUGUCAGAAGGUGCUAUGGCCGUGUCAGAAGGUGCUAUGGCCGUGUCAGAAGGUGCUAUGGCCGUGUCAGAAGGUGCUAUGGCCGUGUCAGAAGGUGCUAUGGCCGUGUCAGAAGGUGCUAUGGCCGUGUCAGAAGGUGCUAUGGCCGUGUCAGAAGGUGCUAUGGCCGUGUCAGAAGGUGCUAUGGCCGUGUCAGAAGGUGCUAUGGCCGUGUCAGAAGGUGCUAUGGCCGUGUCAGAAGGUGCUAUGGCCGUGUCAUAAGGUGUAAUGGCCGUGUCAUAAGGUGUAAUGGCCGUGUCAUAAGGUGUAAUGGCCGUGUCAUAAGGUGUAAUAGUGAAGUGUUACCGAAACCACAUUGAAAAAGUGGUGAGCAAGUUAGGUCUAAAAAAACACAUUUUCACCAAGUCAAAUGAAUUGGUCUUAGAGGUUUCAUGAUGCUUGUAUCUAAACCAAAGUAGAUCAUUUAAAGAUUGUUCUAUACAUCAGUUGGGGUCUCUAUAUGCUUCGAUAUGAGGUCCUGAACCUAGCAUGAACGUGUAUCCUUAUACAGUGCCUUGCGAAAGUAUUCGGCCCCCUUGAACUUUGCGACCUUUUGCCACAUUUCAGGCUUCAAACAUAUAGAUAUAAAACUGUAUUUUUUUGUGAAGAAUCAACAACA
Oncorhynchus tshawytscha (Chinook salmon) is the source of this 1616-nucleotide messenger RNA. RefSeq names its product adventurous-gliding motility protein Z-like. The transcript is spliced from 3 exons. The record is from RefSeq and is a predicted model, not a curated record. The coding region runs from base 806 to 1219 and encodes 137 amino acids. NCBI's taxonomy places the organism in Eukaryota, Metazoa, Chordata, Actinopteri, Salmoniformes, Salmonidae.